Myotis lucifugus (little brown bat) is the source of this 870-nucleotide messenger RNA. RefSeq names its product unconventional myosin-Vc-like. Gene Ontology annotation, molecular function: GTPase binding. The annotation marks the transcript as partial. The transcript has 6 exons. The record is from RefSeq and is a predicted model, not a curated record. NCBI's taxonomy places the organism in Eukaryota, Metazoa, Chordata, Mammalia, Chiroptera, Vespertilionidae.
GAUCUCGAAGAAGAGUUAGACAUGAAGGACAGAGUGAUUAAAAAGCUACAAGACCAAGUCAAGAGUCUAACUAAGACAAUUGGAAAAGCCAAUGAUGUGCACUUGUCCUCGGGACCCAAGGAGUACCUGGGAAUGCUGGAGUACAAGAGGGAAGACGAGGCCAAGCUCAUUCAAAACCUCAUUCUUGACCUGAAGCCCCGCGGCGUGGUGGUGAACAUGAUCCCCGGGCUGCCGGCUCACAUCCUGUUCAUGUGCGUACGCUACGCAGACUCUCUCAAUGACGCCAGCAUGCUCAAGUCCCUCAUGAACAGUAUCAUUAAUGGCAUCAAGCAAGUGGUUAAGGAGCAUUUAGAAGACUUUGAGAUGCUGUCCUUUUGGCUUUCCAAUACUUGUCAUUUCCUCAAUUGCCUGAAGCAGUACAGUGGAGAAGAGGAAUUCAUGAAGCAUAACAGUCCACAUCAGAACAAGAACUGCUUGAACAAUUUUGACCUGUCAGAAUACAGACAGAUUCUUAGUGAUGUGGCUAUACGAAUAUAUCAUCAGUUCAUUAUCGUCAUGGAAAAUAACAUUCAACCAAUAAUAGUGCCGGGCAUGCUGGAGUACGAGAGUCUGCAGGGCAUUUCCGGCCUGAAGCCCACGGGCUUCCGCAAGCGGUCGUCCAGCAUCGACGACACGGACGCCUACACGAUGACCUCCGUCCUGCAGCAGCUGAGCUACUUCUACAGCACCAUGUGCCAGAACGGCCUGGACCCCGAGCUCGUGAGGCAGGCAGUGAAGCAGCUCUUCUUCCUCAUCGGGGCCGUCACGCUCAACAGCCUCUUCCUGCGCAAGGACAUGUGCUCCUGCCGGAAAGGGAUGCAGAUCAGGUAA